Molecule: messenger RNA, 646 nt
Organism: Ostrinia furnacalis (Asian corn borer)
Lineage: Eukaryota; Metazoa; Arthropoda; Insecta; Lepidoptera; Crambidae
Exons: 5
Coding region: 112-537 (141 amino acids)
Source: RefSeq, a predicted model, not a curated record
GACCUAUUAAGGGCAGGAGUAUUUAUAGGAACAUUUUAACGUCAAUAAAUCACAUCGAUAUACUUUCUUGUGUCAGCACGUCACGCAAUCUGAUAAAACAACCUCAAGACAAUGUCGAAGCUAGUGUUCGUGGCACUUUUGGCUGUAUUCGCCAUGGCAAAUGCUCGAGGAAUUAUCGCAGAAGGCAACGAUACAAAAAAUAAUGAUAUUGUCUCACUUGAAAAAGAAAGCAGAGUUUUGCUGGAAGUACCAUUGAUUGGAAAAUUAAUUUACAAAUCAUUCAAAGUUGUAUGGUUUUUGCUAACUACAUUCUGCUCAGUGGUCGACUUUAAAUUGGCGGCUUUGGCGCUCGCUGUGAAUCUGGCUCUCUACCUCUUUAGCAACUGCUAUCCUCUGAUUGCAGGGGCAGUCCUCAUGUUCGGAUUCUGUAAGGUGACUGGUCUAUGUAACAAACAUUAUAUCUAUGAGAAAACCGACUCAUUGGCUUAUGCUUCUGACCAUUUGGAUUUGGGAACGUUGAAGUAUGGAGGCCUUUAAAGACCAGUUAUGCCUUUAGAUUAAGACUAAUUUAUUUGACGACUGAUGUACAUAGUUAAAUACAAGUGUUAGCCAUAUUUAAUUUAUUAAAAUAAACGUUUAAACGAUA